Acaulospora colombiana is the source of this 122-nucleotide messenger RNA. NCBI's taxonomy places the organism in Eukaryota, Fungi, Glomeromycota, Glomeromycetes, Diversisporales, Acaulosporaceae. The record is from the annotation of a GenBank genome assembly.
GGAAAAAGGAACAUUUUGAAUACGGCCAAAAGCUUGGAAAAGAUUGCGCCGAGCACGAAUAUUGAUCUUCAAAUUUCCAUAAAAAUCUUGGCCAAACGCAAAAGUUCUCCUAAGGCUGAAUC